GGUCGCGGCUGGGGGCGUCCCGGCGGCGGGGACGCGGAUCCCCCCUCCCCCUCCCUCGCCCCUGCGCUUCGAUCCAAGAUGGCGGCGCUGAGCAGCGGCGGCAGCGCCGAGGGGGCCUCGCUCUUCAACGGGGACGCAGAGCCCGAGCCGCCGCCGCCCGUGCUGAGCGCCUGCUAUGCCGGGAGCGGCGGCGGCGACCCGGCCAUCCCGGAGGAGGUGUGGAAUAUCAAACAGAUGAUUAAAUUAACACAAGAACAUAUAGAAGCGCUGUUAGACAAGUUUGGAGGAGAACACAACCCACCAUCAAUAUAUUUAGAGGCCUAUGAAGAGUACACCAGCAAACUAGAUGCUCUACAGCAGAGAGAACAGCAGUUAUUGGAAUCCAUGGGAAAUGGAACUGAUUUCUCUGUCUCCAGUUCAGCUUCAACGGACACAGUUGCAUCAUCUUCCUCCUCUAGCCUCUCUGUAGCACCUUCAUCCCUUUCAGUUUAUCAAAAUCCUACUGAUAUGUCGCGGAAUAACCCUAAGUCUCCACAGAAGCCUAUUGUUAGAGUCUUCCUGCCCAACAAGCAAAGGACUGUGGUUCCGGCAAGAUGUGGGGUGACAGUCCGAGACAGCCUGAAGAAAGCUCUGAUGAUGAGAGGUCUUAUUCCAGAAUGCUGCGCUGUUUACAGAAUACAGGAUGGAGAGAAGAAGCCAAUUGGCUGGGACACUGACAUUUCCUGGCUAACCGGAGAGGAGUUGCAUGUGGAGGUCUUGGAGAAUGUGCCACUCACAACGCACAAUUUUGUACGAAAAACAUUCUUCACGUUAGCGUUCUGCGACUUCUGUCGAAAGCUGCUUUUCCAGGGAUUCCGAUGCCAGACGUGUGGCUACAAAUUUCACCAGCGCUGUAGUACAGAAGUGCCACUGAUGUGUGUUAACUAUGACCAACUCGAUUUGCUGUUUGUCUCCAAGUUCUUUGAACAUCACCCCAUAUCGCAGGAGGAGACCACCUUAGGAGAGACCACCCCGGCAUCAGGAUCGUACCCCUCAGUGCCCCCAUCAGAUUCUGUUGGACCACCAAUUCUCCCUAGUCCUUCUCCUUCAAAAUCCAUUCCAAUCCCACAGCCCUUCCGACCAGCAGAUGAAGACCAUCGGAAUCAGUUUGGGCAACGCGACCGAUCCUCUUCAGCUCCCAAUGUUCACAUCAAUACAAUCGAGCCAGUCAAUAUUGAUGACUUGAUUAGAGACCAGGGUGUACGAGGAGAGGGAGCCCCUUUGAACCAGCUGAUGCGCUGUCUUCGGAAAUACCAAUCCCGGACUCCCAGUCCCCUCCUUCAUUCUGUCCCCAGUGAAAUAGUGUUUGAUUUUGAGCCUGGCCCAGUGUUCAGAGGUUCAACUGCAGGUUUGUCUGCAACACCUCCCGCAUCUUUGCCUGGGUCACUUACCAAUGUGAAAGCAUUACAGAAAUCACCGGGCCCCCAGCGGGAAAGGAAAUCAUCCUCAUCCUCAGAAGACAGAAAUAGAAUGAAAACCCUUGGUCGACGAGAUUCAAGUGAUGAUUGGGAAAUACCAGAUGGGCAGAUCACAGUUGGACAAAGGAUAGGGUCUGGAUCAUUUGGAACAGUCUACAAAGGAAAGUGGCAUGGUGACGUGGCAGUGAAAAUGUUGAAUGUUACAGCACCCACACCUCAACAGUUACAGGCUUUCAAAAAUGAAGUAGGAGUGCUCAGGAAGACACGGCAUGUGAAUAUCCUACUUUUUAUGGGUUAUUCAACAAAACCUCAGUUGGCUAUUGUUACACAGUGGUGUGAGGGGUCCAGCUUAUAUCACCAUCUGCACAUAAUUGAGACCAAAUUUGAAAUGAUCAAACUAAUUGAUAUUGCACGACAGACUGCACAAGGCAUGGAUUACUUGCAUGCCAAGUCGAUCAUCCACAGAGACCUCAAGAGUAAUAAUAUUUUUCUUCAUGAAGACCUCACAGUAAAAAUAGGUGACUUUGGUCUGGCUACAGUGAAAUCACGAUGGAGUGGAUCUCAUCAAUUUGAACAGUUAUCUGGAUCGAUUCUGUGGAUGGCACCAGAAGUGAUCAGGAUGCAAGACAAAAACCCAUAUAGCUUUCAGUCAGAUGUGUAUGCGUUUGGGAUUGUGCUUUAUGAACUGAUGACGGGACAGUUACCAUACUCAAACAUCAACAACAGGGACCAGAUAAUUUUUAUGGUGGGACGAGGAUAUCUAUCUCCAGACCUCAGUAAAGUCAGAAGUAACUGUCCAAAAGCUAUGAAGAGACUAAUGGCAGAAUGCUUGAAAAAGAAAAGAGAUGAGAGACCUCUUUUUCCACAGAUUCUUGCCUCCAUUGAGCUUCUGGCCCGGUCGUUGCCAAAAAUUCACCGCAGUGCAUCUGAGCCGUCACUAAACCGGGCUGGUUUCCAGACCGAGGAUUUUAGUCUGUAUGCUUGUGCUUCUCCAAAAACACCCAUCCAAGCAGGGGGAUACGGAGAAUUUGCAGCGUUCAAGUAGCCACAGCACCAUGGCAGCACCCACUCUGUUAUUUAAGUCUUGUGUUCCUACCGUUUCUUAACAUCAAAACUCUAUUCUGCUCCGACAAACCUAAAGUAAUUUAGAAAAGAUAUCCAUAAGCUUAAAAGUGGAGCGGAAUGGAACUGCCAGUCCAACACAAUGGGGAAAAGUACGUUUUUAGGAACCGGAAUACUCCGCUGCCAGUGUUCCUCCUUCAACACAAAACACCACGUGCAUUCGGAUACCCGCAGUGGCUGCCUGAGCCGUUGGCAUCAUUCCCAGGAGAGAGGAGAGGGCGCUCGUGGUUUGACUUUGGUGCUCAGGCAUGAGGGGAUGGAGCUGCUGCUGCAAAUUAGGAGACUUGCUUUGGAUGGUCUGCCGGUCGGCUUUCUCCCUCUAAUAACGUAUCAUCAGAGGCUGAAUAUCUGAUGAGUGCUAAUUAAAAGAAUCAUCCUUUGUUCUGAUCUCUUUUCCUGGUGUACUCACUGGUUUGUGGACAAUGCAGUAUCCCCUUUUCACUGUAUUAGAAUGUCAAACGCCUAAUUUUAUCUAAAUUUUUGGGUUCUAUUCCAGUAAAAUUGAAAAGUAAGGGGUAGUGGGAGCUGGAGAUGGUGUUACUUUGAAGGCGAAGAGAUUCAUCUGAAGGAAAAGGGGAUGCUGCUGCACUUUUUUUCAGAUUUACUUUAUCACUUCCUCAAAAAACAAAUGACAACCACCAACCUUAACCUUUUCCUUUUCCAGUAUGUUCUUGGUGUGUGCAUAUAUAACAUCUUUUAGAAGGGUUACAUAGAUCCUUCUUUUGUUGGUCCAGCAACAAACUGAAGUUUAAAAAAAAAAAAAAAAAAAAAAA
Molecule: messenger RNA, 3352 nt
Organism: Lagopus leucura (white-tailed ptarmigan)
Lineage: Eukaryota; Metazoa; Chordata; Aves; Galliformes; Phasianidae
Gene: BRAF
Product: B-Raf proto-oncogene, serine/threonine kinase
Exons: 20
Coding region: 79-2502 (807 amino acids)
Biological process (GO): signal transduction; protein phosphorylation
Cellular component (GO): mitochondrion; cytosol; plasma membrane
Molecular function (GO): protein kinase activity; ATP binding
Source: RefSeq, a predicted model, not a curated record